This is a messenger RNA of Lactuca sativa (garden lettuce), 1005 nucleotides long. Its product is annotated as secretory carrier-associated membrane protein 1. NCBI's taxonomy places the organism in Eukaryota, Viridiplantae, Streptophyta, Magnoliopsida, Asterales, Asteraceae. Gene Ontology annotation, biological process: protein transport. Gene Ontology annotation, cellular component: trans-Golgi network membrane; recycling endosome membrane. The record is from RefSeq and is a predicted model, not a curated record.
AUGGGUAGCCGUAACGAUCCCAAUGAGAAUCCUACUGCAACCUCAAAUCCAUCGUCACUUCCCCCAGAAGGUACAACUGUUGAUAUCCCUAUUAAUAACACCAAGGAUUUGAAAGCUAUAGAAAAGGAACUCCAGGAUAAAGAAGCUGAACUGAAAAGGAGGGAAGAGGAGCUAAAGAAGAGGGAGGAGGCAAUUGCAAAAUCUGGAGUUGUUAUAGAGGAAAACAAUUGGCCACCUUUUUACCCUAUAAUCCAUCACAACAUAAAAUCCGAAAUUCCUAUCCAUUUACAGAAAGUACAAUAUGUUGCAUUUGGUUCAUGGCUAGGUAUCAUAGUAUGCCUUGUAUGGAAUCUUAUAGCAGUGUCUGUUGCCUGGUUCGAAGGAGAAGGUGUUACAAUCUGGCUAUGUGCUGUUAUCUACAUCAUAUUAGGAAUUCCAGGGUCAUACAUUUUAUGGUAUCGUCCUUUGUAUCGAGCCACUAGGAGCGAUAGCGCUGUAAAGUUUAGUUUCUUUCUCAUAACAUACAGCUUUCACGUCUUCUUUUGUGCUUUUGCUUCACUUGCUCCUCCUAUAUUCAUCGAAGGGAAAUCAAUCACAGGGAUUUUGCCAGCUUUUAAUCUUCUAGUAGGAAAUGCUAUGCUUGGGGGUAUCUACCUCAUUGGAUUUGGAUUUUUUUUCAUUGAAACAGCAAUCAGCAUCUGGGUUAUUCAGCAAGUUUAUUCAUACUUCCGUGGUAGUGGAAAAGCUGCAGAGAUGAAACGUGAGGCUACAAGGUCAACUAUGAUGGCAGCAUUAUGACAUGCAUGAUCGAAGAAAAACACUUUUCAAGAACUCUUAACACAUGUGUAUAUAUAGUUAGAUGCUAAGUUAGUUUCAUUUUUUAAUUUAUUUGUUGCAAAGAUUUAAUAUCUUGAUGGUAAUUUUGGGUCUUAGAACUUGUAUUCUACCGUAUGUUUAUACAGUUAAAUGUAGAGCUCUUUGUAAUUAUUGAAACCCAAGGUAAAG